This is a messenger RNA of Cyprinodon variegatus (sheepshead minnow), 3260 nucleotides long. RefSeq names its product interleukin 17 receptor D (gene il17rd). Lineage: Eukaryota; Metazoa; Chordata; Actinopteri; Cyprinodontiformes; Cyprinodontidae. The record is from RefSeq and is a predicted model, not a curated record. Gene Ontology annotation, molecular function: interleukin-17 receptor activity; protein binding. The transcript is spliced from 16 exons. Bases 46 to 2418 code for a protein of 790 amino acids.
CGUGGGGAGUCGGAGCAGAGAGUUGUUCGGAGGACUCGGAGCGGCAUGGCCUCCUCUCGGAGUUUCUUCUCCUUUAUCUGCGUGUUUUUCCUGCUUUUCUGCGCCUCCUCUGGAUCCGGGACUUUAAACAGCAGAAGAUCAAACCAGGAGCGAUGCGGCUACAAGGGUCAGUUUGCUGCAGAAGGAGUUCCUAAGUUGGCCGUCACCUUCAGAGCUGACAACUGCUCGUUAAGCUAUCCACUGGGGAAGCAUGCGAUCCAUGAGGUCUCAGACAUCUCCUUCAGCCACCUGGCCUGUGAUGACCAGGCUGCCGUGGUCGUCCACUGGUCUCCAAGUCCACUAGGAAUCGAACACAUUAAAGGCUUCAGAGUUUAUCUGGAAGACAAAAAUCCCGACGGGAAACGGUGUCAGCACCUCGUCCUCAAAGAACCGCGGCAGCUCAACUACUCCUACAGGAGCACGAAGCUGAGCAGUCAGCCGUUCACCGGUUUGACCUUUGACACCGACUACAUGGUUCGUGUCGUUCCUUUCCCAUCUCUGAUGAACGAAAGCGUCUUCCAUCCAUCUUUUCUGCGAACCAACUCCUGUGAAUUCCUCCUUGGAUCCGACAACCUGGUCUGCAAACCAUUCUGGAAGCCAAAGACCCUGAAUGUGUCUCAGCUUGGAUCCAACCUUCACGUGACCUUUGACCUGGCUCCGCCUUCCUUCGGCCUCCAGUUUUACUACCUGUACUACAGGCUGCGACAGGACGGGCUGUUCAGAGUGCAGCGCUGCAGGCCGGAGCUGAACCAGGCCAGGACCACAUGCAUCCUGGAGGAUGUCACUCCAGGAACUUACGUCAUCGAGCUAAAAGACAACAGCAACACGAGCAGGAGGCAAAUUCAGUACCACGUCAGCCAGGUCCACUCCCCCUGGGCGGGGCCGAUCCGUGCCAUGGCCAUCACCGUGCCUCUGGUCAUCAUGUCUGCCUUUGCCACCCUCUUCACCGUCGUGUGUCGUAAGAAGCAGCAAGAAAACAUCUACAGUCAGCUGGACGAGGAGAGCAGCGAGUCGUCCAAUCAGAGCGCGGCGCUGAACAGCGAGCGGCCGUGGCCACGCCCCAAGGUCUUCAUCUGCUACUCCAACAGAGACGGCUCCAAACACACCAGUGUCAUCCAGAGCUUUGCCUACUUCCUGCAGGACUUCUGUGGCUGCGAGGUGGUGCUGGACCUGUGGGAACAUCUGGAGAUGUGCAAGGAGGGUCAGAUGUCGUGGCUGAGCCGACAGCUGGAUGAAGCAAACCUCAUCAUCACCGUCUGUUCUAAAGGCCUCCGACAUCACGUUGAAAAGAAGAGUCGCAAAGGGAAGACGCCGGCUGGUCGCUGUGGUAACAGCAGCUCCCCCGCUGGCGGGUCUCACCGUGAUCUGUUCGUGGUGGCCGUGGCCAUGAUAGCGGAGAAGCUGCGGAUGGCGAAGCAGAGCCAGGACGGCGGCGGUCAGGAGCUGAGCCGCUUCUUGGCCGUGUACUUUGACUACUCCACCGAAAGCGAUGUCCCCACCGCGCUGAGUGUCGCUCCCAGGCUGAAGCUCAUGGAUCAGCUGCCGCAGCUCUACAGUCGCCUCCGUUCCAGUCAGGCCGCCGUGGCCGAUCCGGAGCAGCCGCCGCUCAACAUCUCCAGGAGGAACUACUUCAGGAGCAAAUCUGGACGCUCGCUCUACGUGUCCAUCUGCAACAUGCACCAGCACAUCAGCCAGAACCAGGACUGGUUUGAAAAGCAGCUGUCUCCUGCAGCCGCGCCUCCCUCAGACUCCUCCUCCAAAGAGGCUCCGCCUCCUGCCAUCCCGGGUCCGAGUUCUCCUCCAGAACCCACCUGCUCCGCGGGGCUUCAGCCGGAGCGGCGCUUCGACUCGGGCUUGGUGCUGAACGAGGUGCUGAUCAGGACGCCGUCGCUGGAGGAAGUGGAUGCAGUGGCGAGGAGGAACGUGCUCCUGCUGGCCCCUGGUUCCGGUCCGGGUCGUAGUCCCAGUCCAGAACUCCCACACUGCUCUACAUCCAUCCCAGGAUCCACGCCAAGAUUGUCCAUCGGAGCAUCCGGAGAGUCUUCCUCGGCUCCCUGUGUCCUUCAGGAGGAGGCGUGUCCUGCGUCCGGCCACACCGAGGACGACGGCUGCACUGGUCCGGAGGUCCCUCCUCCUCGCGAUUCUGGGAUAUACGAUUCGUCCGUCCCGUCGUCGGAGCUGUCCAUACCUCUGAUGGAGGGGCUGUCGCAAGACCAGAUGGACUCCGCCUCCUUGGCAGACAGCGAAUCGUCUUCAUCUGGACUCGGUGACGAAGAGCUGCCGACGGUGGUGUCGCUUCACUGCAGCGCCGCCAGCAAAGCUCAGCUGCACCACCAUCACCACCUGGAGCACAGCGACGCACACGCAGCUUCGUUGUAGGAGAUGCUGCCGGCCGCUGGGGGAACGGGAGCAGAAGAAGUGACUCUCAGGUGCUGUGAUGGAUGUGGAGGUGGACCGGAAGGACUUGAAGGGCCCCGAGGGGCUGAAGUCAGCAGGAAGCUGCUGGUAGAUGGUCAGUAGUGGGAGGUGGGAGCCCAGAACACAAACAUCUGUGCCGUCAUGGUCGCACCCCCACCCACUGAUCUCACCGAUUCCUGAGGGGGCGGUUUGAACACAGCAUCCCGAACACCCGCCUCCAGGAAAGAUCUGCAGGCGCUCCAGCCAAUCAGAGACAUUGAUGCUGAAGCACCUGUGGAUGAAGGUGAUGGAGAAACUCGUCAGCAACACGCAGCAGGUGCCUCAACAUGAAGAUGCAUCAGUUUACAACGCAACAGAACUGUCUGAUGUUCAUCUGAACGCCGGCGACUGAAAACCGCUAAACUCUAAAUAUUUGGCCUUUAACUUUUAAAUGGGUGCUAAUUUAGAUCUAAAGCGCCAUCAGAGAAUUGUCAUAACUGAGAUCUGACUGGAAUGAAAGCAGCGGGUGUGAGAGCGGGGCAGGACCUGCUAAUGUGAUAUACUAUAAAUAGCGUUUUUUUAUUCUUUGCUCAGAUUUGUGAAUAGAUAUUGUUUCUACAUUUUUGUAUCCUGGUUCUGUUUUAUUUCUAAUGUAGCUACAUCAUUCAGCCUGUUUAGGCUCUCUGUGCUUCACAUGGACGUAUGGAGUAAGAUAGCUGCCGAUAAAAUAAAAAAAGCUGAAUAAAUGUAGGAUUUUUAUUUGUUCCCUGUUGGCUCAUAUGUGACACACAAAGUUUUAUCUGUGAGAAUAAAAGUUUUCAACU